AUGGAUAUGGAUAUGGAUGAGGGAAGUACUCGGAUAGGGUGGAUAAUAUGGAUGGAUGGGCGGAUGGAUGGAUGGGAGAAUUGGAACGAUCGUAUACAUUGCACAUUACUUCCGCCCGUCUGCCACCUUCGAGAGGACCAGACCGACCCGACGGAGUGGUAUCCCCCUGUCCCAACUCUAUCAGGCAUUAAACGUCGUGCAAAACGUGGCCUUUCUCUCUCCCUGGUUCUCGUACUACACUACAAGAUCGGACUUUGCAAAUUUUGGACCAGCUCGUCACUACUCGUCGCGUCCACCACACGCGCUGCGAUGCCCCCGAAAACGCCUAUGCACCACAGGAUUCUGCUCGCGAAGAGGGCGCUCUCGACGUCCGCGAGAUGCCAGGAGAAGCCGGUCUUGAACCGCUACAGUCGCGUCGUCACGCAGCCCAAGGACCAGGGAGCCAGUCAGGCGAUGUUGUACGCUACGGAUGGCAUUAAGACGGACGACGACUUUCAAAAGGCGAUGGUGGGUGUUGCGAGCGUAUGGUAUGAAGGAAACCCAUGCAACAAGCACCUCCUCGGGCUCGGUCAAGAGAUCAAGGCCUCGCUCACCAAGUCCGACAUUAUUGGGUACCAGUUUGGCACCGUCGGUGUCAGCGAUGGCAUCAGCAUGGGCACACGCGGGAUGUCGUUCUCCCUCCAAUCUCGCGACUUGAUAGCAGAUCAGGUGGAGACUGCAGCUGGUGGUCACCACCUCGAUGGUAUGGUCGUCGUUCCUGGUUGUGACAAGAAUAUGCCCGGCGUUCUGAUGGCCCUGGGCCGUCUGAACCGUCCCGGUCUCAUGGUGUACGGCGGAACCAUCCGCGCGGGCUCGUGUGAAGGAGCGCCACAGCUCGACAUCGUAUCCGCGUUCCAGUCAUACGGUAAAUACCUCCAGGACGGAAGGACACCGGAGGCGGAACGCGAGCGGUACAACACCGUCCGACACGCCUGCCCGGGCCCAGGCGCAUGUGGGGGUAUGUACACUGCGAACACCAUGGCCAGUGCUAUCGAAGCGCUGGGGAUGUCCCUGCCUGGCUCUUCCUCUUUCCCGGCUGAAUCGAGAGAGAAAUACGACGAGUGUGCAAGCAUAGGCCCUGUCAUGUACAACCUCCUUGCCAAAAACAUUCUCCCGAGGCAAAUCAUGACCCGCUCUGCCUUCGAGAACGCCCUGGUUCUGACUAUGAUUCUCGGCGGUUCGACGAACGCGGUCCUACAUCUUAUCGCUAUAGCGCACUCGGUCGGCAUUAAACUGGGCAUCGACGACGUCCAGAACGUGUCAGACCGUAUCCCCUUCCUCGCAGACAUUAAGCCGAGCGGUAAAUAUGUCAUGGAAGAUAUCUACAAGCUCGGUGGUAUUCCGAAGAUAUUGGCUUUCCUGCUGGAGAACAAGCUGAUAGAUGGUAACAAUCUGACCAUUACCGGCCGCACUCUCGGUGAAAACCUAGAGGAGUGGACGCACAAGUACGGCGCCUUGGAGUUCCGGAGCCAGGAUAUCAUCCGGCCACUAGACAAUCCCAUUAAAUCUACUGGACACAUCAGAAUCCUCAAAGGAAACCUUGCACCCGGUGGCGCAGUGGCCAAAAUUACAGGGAAGGAAGGCUUGGGAUUUGUUGGGAAGGCACGUGCCUUUGAUUCUGAAGACGACUUUGUCAAGGCCGUCGAGACCGGCUCUAUCAAGAAGGGUGAAAAGACCGUCGUUAUUCUACGCUAUUUGGGACCCAAGGGAGGACCGGGUAUGCCGGAAAUGCUGAAGCCAACGAGUUUGAUCAUGGGCGCCGGUCUGGGUUUAGACGUCGCCUGUCUCACGGAUGGGCGAUUCAGCGGAGGGUCUCAUGGGUUCUGCAUUGGGCACGUCGUACCAGAGGCGCAAGAAGGCGGACCGAUCGCGCUCGUCAAGGAUGGUGAUAUUAUCGCUGUUGACGCGGUGAAGAACACCAUCGAGCUACGCGUGCCCGAAGAGGAGCUCGAGCAACGACGCGCGGAAUGGAAGGCGCCACCGCUCAAGGUAACCCAGGGUACGCUAUACAAGUACACCAAGGUCGUCACAGACGCUAGCCAUGGCUGCGUAACCGAUGCUUGA
Molecule: messenger RNA, 2103 nt
Organism: Cyclocybe aegerita
Lineage: Eukaryota; Fungi; Basidiomycota; Agaricomycetes; Agaricales; Hemipholiotaceae
Source: the annotation of a GenBank genome assembly